Messenger RNA from Triticum aestivum (bread wheat), 1833 nucleotides. RefSeq lists its product as uncharacterized. Lineage: Eukaryota; Viridiplantae; Streptophyta; Magnoliopsida; Poales; Poaceae. Gene Ontology annotation, cellular component: cytoplasm. Gene Ontology annotation, molecular function: protein binding. The record is from RefSeq and is a predicted model, not a curated record.
CGCUCCUGCUCCAACAUCGAGACGAAGCGGCCUGGCCCGAGGGACGCCCCGGGCAUGCGGGUGCGGUCGCGCUCCUACGGCGACCUGCCGGGCGACCUCUUCAUGGUCACCACAACGCGCCGCGCGCACGAGGCGAGCCCCGAUGCGUCGGUGAAGACGUCGCGCACGGCCGACGGCGUGAUGCUCAAGCGCCGGUCGUCAAGCCAGGUGCUGCCAUCACGGAGCCGGAAGCUGUGGUGGCGGCUCUUCCUCUGGAGCCACCGCAACCUGCACCGGCCCUGGUCGGCGCGGCCAAGCGACGCCGGCACUCCCGGCGGCGGGUACACGUCGGACACGCUCGAGGAGCCGGCCGACCGCAAAAACAAGAAGGCGAUGGUGGACGAGUCGCCGCCGCAGCCGCCGUCGCAGAACCAGUGGGUCGCCUUCUGCGCCGACCACUCCCUGAGCGACCGCGUCAGCGACUGGGUGAGCAGCAUUGACAACGAGUGCCUCCGCAUCGCCGAGGAGGAGAACGACGGCGGUGACCAGAGCAUGGACCUCGCCGACUACGUGGCACGCCCGCGUCCCAUCGAAGCCGGGGAGACGUCGGGCAAGGGCCACGGCAAGCUGGCCAAGCGCUGCGCGGCGGCGGACGACGUGGCCCAGGCCAACAGCAUCGUCCAGUCCCUCAACGGCUUCUCAUCCGUGGCGCACAUCUCCGGGAUGGGCCUGAAGGUCGUGCCCAUGAUCGCGCCCUUCUCCAACCUCCGCGCCGUCAAUCUCUCCGGCAACUUCAUCGUUCAUAUCUCCCCCGGAUCGCUGCCCAAGGGCCUGCACUCGCUGGAUCUGUCGCGGAACAAGAUCGCAAACGUCGAGGGGCUCCGGGAACUCACGAAGCUGCGCGUGCUCAACCUCAGCUACAACCGGAUUUCGCGCAUCGGCCACGGGCUGUCGAACUGCACGGCGAUCAGGGAGCUGUACCUGGCGGGGAACAAGAUCGGCGACGUGGAGGGCCUGCACCGGCUGCUGAGGCUGGCGGUGCUGGACCUGGGCUUCAACAGGCUCACCACGGCCAAGGCGCUGGGCCAGCUGGUGGCCAACUACCACUCCCUCCUGGCGCUCAACCUGGUGGGCAACCCCGUGCAGGCCAACGUCGGCGAUGACGCGCUGCGCAAGGCCGUCACCGACCUCCUCCCGCAGCUCGCCUACCUCAACAAGCAGCCCCUCAAGCCGCGGGAGGCGGCCACCGACAGCGUCGCGCGCGCGGCGCUCGGCACGGCUGGGCGCAGGCGGGGGGCGUCGCGGCGCCUGAGCCAGAGCCCCGGGUCGUCGUCGUCGUCCAGGAGCAGGUCCAAAGGCAGGCAGCACCACGGCUCGAGUGCCACGGCAAGGAAGUGAACAAUGAUCACUCUGGGAGUUGUGUGGGCUCGUAGAUGGUUGGAGACCAUUUGGGAGCAUCCAAGGUGUAUAUUAGCCCCAAGAAAUUUGCGAGGGUUUGGAGUUUGCCAUAAGAACUACCGGUACCGAAGGGAGCACCGGCAUGGGUUGGUCGACGCUCUCGGACAAGAAGGGUGAGACGUCAGUUGUCGUUGAGGGCAUUCGGUUGCCUCUACCUCUUCAACGAAGAUUAGCAUUCCCUUGAGAACGUGAACUUUGGGAUACAUUUGUGUCUCCAUCACUUUGGUUAUCUCGCUGCUUUGUAUUAUACUCCCUCUGUCCGGAAAUACUUGUCGGAGAAAUGAAAUAAAAUACAUCCAUUUGUUAACAUAGGACGGAGGGAGUACUAGAUGACCGGUUUGCGCCAAAUGGCACAGAAUCCCAUUUGAAACCAUGAGUGCUUUGAAAAUAAUUGCA